Messenger RNA from Drosophila rhopaloa, 3794 nucleotides. RefSeq names its product early endosome antigen 1. The record is from RefSeq and is a predicted model, not a curated record. The transcript is spliced from 13 exons. The coding region runs from base 580 to 3444 and encodes 954 amino acids. Lineage: Eukaryota; Metazoa; Arthropoda; Insecta; Diptera; Drosophilidae.
CGAAACGUUGUUCGCCGAUCUCGCGGAAUUUGGAUCGGAACGGGGUAAAAAAAUAUAAAAACAACAAGCUGAAACCGUAUACUUAAUACGCGUGUGUGUAGCUCAAAAAAACAAGAAAAAUAUAAAUAAACAAAACUACAUGCUACGUCAGAAGACUACAAACAAAAGAUAUGAACGCAGCGCUGACGUCGCCGCCAAGGUUCGAAUCAGAUAUUAUUUUUUUUUCGCAUUUUUUUUCCAACCAUUUUAGUGUUGUUUUUUGAUAAGUUUACAACUUUUACAACUGUUGUGUAUUUUUUUUUUUGUCGUGAGUGAUUUUUCGGCCAAGUGAUUUGCGUGCGGUUGAAGGGGAGGAGAACUGCAUUCGAGGCCCUCACUCUUUCCGAUCAGCAGUGCCUUGAGAUUGCCGCUCUCGAAGUGAACGUUCCGAUGUGGAAACCUUAUACACAUGUCUAAUUACACAAGCUAAUCCCAGCUGAACUAAAUCGGCUUUAAAUCGGCAGCAUAAGAACUCGAAAAUUUAAUGAUAUCUCGCAGUUGGAACGGAAGGAGGAAGUAGUCGAAUUGUGAAUCGUAGUAAUGGGCUCUCGCCGGUCUGGUUUCAUCCUGGACGCCAGGACAAUGGGCCUGAAUCCCUCCAGACCGCCAUCACCGUCACGUGCGCCAGCCGCCAGCCCAAAGUGUAAGGAGCAGGAGCAGUCGGAAAAGGAAGCCAAGCAGCUGGACAAAUCCAGUAACUCCAAGCUAGAUAUCCAGACGAGGGAAGGAUCAGUCGUUGAGGCAUCUUCGCAUGCCCAGUGCAAUGUCAGCACGGACUCCGUGCCCACCGAUUACUACCGCUGCCUGCUCCAAAAACUACGGCACGCCACUGGCGACGCCUCCGAGGUGAACUUCGAGCUGAACAACAUAUUUCUCAAGCGACUGGACGAGAUUGACUGCCUGGCUGGGCAGGGCGUAGAUGCAAUGCAAAGCUCCCAGCUGCGACUGGUCACAUUUCAGGAGUGGGUGGACUUCCUGCUCCACGUGAACAACGUGAUUCUGGGCAACAUGUCGGAUUUGGAGGAGGAGGCCUACGGCAAGAUUGCAGCUUGCUUCCAGUCGGUGAAAGGCGAACAGCAACAGGCCCUGGAUGAGAAUCGCAAGCUGCUAAAGGACAUCGGUUCGAUCAUUAAACUUGUACAGAGUGCCUAUCACCACAACGUUUGGGAUUUGGAGGGCAUAUCCCUGGAGACCCUGACCGUCCAGCAAUUGCUCGGCUUGAAAAGUGAUCAGGUCCGGCCGGAAAGUGAAAGCGAGAAGAUGGGCGAGUGCAUGAAGUCCUUGGUGAACGAGAUGGCCAACAAGCACGACGAGGUCUGUCUUUUAAAAUCGCAGAUCAACGCCCUGGAGGAAGUGGUGCACACGGCCAGUCAGAAGCUGCAUCUCAAGGAUCAGUGCAUCGCCCAGCUCAAUCGGCAGUUGGAGGAGAUCACGGAGUGCUUUUACACCAUGUCGGAGCAUACGCCAUGCGAUGGACCUUUGAUGAAUGUCACAAAGGAUGUGAAACAGGAGCAUCCGGUUGUUGAGACAUCCUCCAGCGAUACGGCGACCGUCGAUACGAUAACCAACGACAUAUUAGAGAAUCUCUCGAUACAGGACACCCAGGAAAGCGAGAUGCUGCGGCUGCUGAACACGGAACUCAACGAACUUUUCGAUUUGCAUAGCAAACAGGAGUACCAGGCCAUGGAUUGUCGCCGGAAGCGUCUCUCCUGCUUCUUCGAAAUGUUGACUACAGAACGCGAUAAUACGGUGAGAAAACUGGAGAACAUUCGUAGUCAUCUGCGGAUCCUCCAAUCGGACCUCGAACAACCCUGCUUGACCUCGAAUAGUCCUGAGACAGGGCCCGAUGAUCCGGACACAAAGAUGCUAGAAGUCCUACGAUGGAAACUACACUCCCUCGACCAAUGUAACCGGGAAUUGCACGGAAAAUGUCAGCGCUUGGAUACCGAAUCAAAAAUCAAAAUUUCAGAGUUGCAGGCCCAGAUCGAAUCGGACAACGGCUUUAGUCAGAGAAAUUCGGAUAUUCUAAAGGAGAUUGCCGAUCUAAUUUGCAAAUUACAUUCCUCGGAUUUCUCAUACAAUGAAGUCUACGAUGAGUCCUCGACGGAUAACCCCUUCUGUAUAGCAAUCAAGGAAAUGUUCGAGCAGAGAUCCGAGCAGGAGCAAAAACAAAUGGCAUGUAACGCAGAGGCCAGCUCCUCUGAUUGCCCCCAUCGCCAGCAGUUGGAGCACACGCUGCUCCACUGCCAGACCCAGUCGGAAAUCCUCCAGGCCACCCGGGAUAACUACCUGAGCAUCAUCGAUGAGUUCAAGCGGGAUCUCGAGGAGCUGACCGAACAGGUGGAACAGCAGCAACUGCAGCAGAGUACACAAAGUACAAGCCAAUCCUGCCCAGAGCCAGAGCUCCACUGUGUGGAUCCUCCACGGAUUAACUGCGAACUAGAGAUACAAAACGAACACCUUGCCUGCCAAAUUCAAGGACUGCAGGGCAGUUUACAGGAUCGAGAUAAUCAGAUUGAUCAACUGCAGUCCAUGAUCAAGAGCUACUCCGACUUCAGCGAAAACAAUCGACUCAAAGGAGAGAUCCAUGAACUCAAACAAAAGAAUUGUGAUCUGUCCCGCCAAAUGCGGGAACUCAAGAGCCUGUUGAACAACCAGGAGGAGCAGCGCGUGGAGCUGUGCUCCAAAUACGAGAACCUGAUGACCAGCUUCGAGGAUCAGUGCCAGGAGUUCAAGGGAGCCAAGAGAAAAGUACAGAGUCUGCAGACGCGACUGGAUCAAGUGGAGCAGCUGCAGGUUGAGCUGAGAACGGAGCGCAAAAUGCUGCGGGAGGAGGUGAUCGCCCUGAAGGAGAAGGAGGCCGUCUCAACGGGACGAGAAAGGGCCCUCCAGGAGCAACAGAAAAGUGGCCAUAUGGAGGUGGAGAAGAUGCGUCACCUGAUCCGAGACAUGCAGGUUCAUCUGCAGAGGGAGGACGCCCAGCAUCGCGAAAGUGUUUUGCAGCUGGAGGAUGCCAAUCAAUCCUUGCGGGACCAGAUGGGCGGCCUUGCCGCCGAGUGCCAGCGUAUGCAGAUCCGUCUAAAGCAACAGACCGAGGUCAACGAGCAGCAGGAGCAGAUCAUUGACUCCUUUCGCAAGUGGAAGGAUGCCCAGGUCAGGGCCGACGAGGCGAUGAGGCAAUGCGCCAAACAGGCCGAGGAGCACAUCCACAUGCUGCUGGACGAGAACCGGACGCUGGCCGAGGAGUACCGCUGCCUCUUCCGGGACCACACGCUUCUGGAUAAGGAGAUGUAUCGGGUCAAGCAGGCGGUCAACUACGUGUCCAGCUCCUCGAUGGGAUGUCCACCUCAGCAGAGUGGCGGACGGAUGAAUCCCGAGGCGGGAAACGAUAGGCAGCUGUCAUAGAAUAAGUAUUUUGCAUAUGUAUGACUUAUCCCGUGAAUCCCGCAGAUGGCCAGACGACUACAGAACCUGACCAGCACUUCUCAACGUAUUUCCAACCAGAACAGGACCCUCAGGACUCAGGACAAUCCGCUGGCCUAAUCCACAUUGAGGCCCACCCGAUCUUCAGACGAUUUGUCGUAAGAGUAACCAGGAAUUCCAUGGUGUCCCGGAAUGUCAAGCUUCUCCCUCCGUCCAUUUUAACAUUGUUCACACCCAAAAUCCCUAGGCUAACAACAUUUUCGAAGCGCGUAAAUUGUAAAUUAUCUUUGUAAAUUGUGGUAGAAAUUAAAUAAUACCAAGUGCUUGUAAAG